UCAUGAAUUACUUAGAAUUAUUUUAAAGUAUUCUUGAAAAUCCUUAAAAAAAACUCCACCAAAUAUAUCAUUUUGUAUGCACCCUUUCUUAGGAGGUGGGUUUUGGUAGUUGUUAAUAAUAUUGUCUUUUUCCUAAAAAAUAAAUAAUUGCUUUGCCAUUAAGACAUUAUAGUAUUUGGCAAAAAGUUUGGUUUAUAUACCUUUCAUAUACUCCGUAACGUACUAGGAAUUGUAGUUGAAAAGGAAAAAAAUAGAGAGAAUGUUGAUAUCACACAUAACACACAAUACAUGAAAAAUGACAAAGGAUGAGACUGAGAUUCCAAUGAACAACUAACACUUUUUGCGUGUCUUCUCCAACACCAACAAAAGUUGGAAAAAGAUGCUUGCAGUUACAAAAUCACACUGUAACACGCUGUAAUCGAUAUGGGAUGUUCGAUAAAAAAUUAACGGUUAAGAUCAUUAUUAUUGAAAAGUUACAGAUUUAAUUUAAACCAUCCAAUCUUUAAUUGACGGCCGAGAUUGAAAACAAUGUGAAACAGUGGUUUUUUAUUACGGCAGACAACCUUAAUCCAACAAAGUUACAUGUGGAAUGCUUUCUUUCUCAAACACUUUUCAACAUUUUUUUUUAAAAAAAUUAAAUAUCUUCUGCAUACAACUUUGAAGUCUAAUUUUCUCCAAUUAACCGAAAUUCAAUUAAGUGGUUCCAACAAAUGUUUUUCAUAUAUGCACUAGUCAUAAACCUAUGACCAAAUGGUUAAAGAGUGCAAAUAUCGUCACAUUACGUUGUUAACACCUUUCCACAUUUUGUUUCCUUUUCUUUUCAUCUAAACUACUAGUAAUUCAAUUCACUAAUCAUAGUAAUAAAUAAAUGUACAUAAAAUAAACAUAUGUUUCUUUCUUCUCUCUCUAGCCUGCAAAGCCUAUAUUGAUAUUGGUGGAGUGAAGUGAAAUCCAAAGCAAGGAAAAUAAACAUGAGUGAAAAUUUGAAGGGAAAAGUCAAUGCCAUUGGAGAGCGUCUCAAAAUCAAUGGAGCUGAAAUGGGUAGAAAGAUGAGUGCUGGAAUGAGUACUAUGAGUUUCAAGAUGAAAGAGUUUUUUCAAGAACCAAACCAAGCUGAUAAACUUGUUGCUGAUGCUACUUCUGAGUCACUUGAUUACACCAAUUGGGAUAUUAUUCUUCAUCUUUGUGAUUUAAUUAAUGCUGACAAAAUUGAUACUUGUGAUGUUGUACGUGCCAUAAAGAAAAGGGUUAUGAUGAAAAGUCCUAGAGGUCAGUACUUGGCUUUGGUUUUGCUUGAAAUGUUGGUGAAGAAUUGUGAUAAGGGUUUCUUUGAGGUUGCUACUGAGAGAGUUCUUGAUGAAAUGGUUAAGAUUGUUGAUGAUCCUGAUCAGAGUUUUGUUGCUAGUAAGGAAAAGGCUUUGAUGAUGAUUCGCGAUUGGGGAGAGUCGACUACUGAGCUUCGGUAUCUCCCUGUUUAUGAAGAAACUUAUAAGAGUUUGAAAUCAAGGGGCAUUAGGUUCCCUGAUGGUUACAAUGAAAGCAAGGCUUCUGUUUCUACUCCUUCUAGCUCUGCCUCUGCACCGAUGGCUGAUCUCAGUCUUGAAUAUCUUAUUGACCAUGAUACUCAGCCUGAUCUCACUCUUGCAAAAAUUAUUCAGUGCGAAAAUCUUGUGCCAUGUUUUACAUCUCAACAAACAAAGGAAGCAUUUGUUGUUGCAAGAAAUAUCAUUCACCUUCUCUCUUCUGUGUUGCACAAAGAUACUCUCAAGCAAGAUUCGACCAUCACAUUACUACAACAGUGCCGUGAGUCCCAAUCUACAGUCCACAAAAUCAUUGAGACAGUUGGGAAUAAUGAAGCACUGCUUUAUGAGGCCUUGAAUGUAAAUGAUGAGAUCCAUAAGGUUCUCUCCAAAUAUGAAGAGUUGAAGAAGAAGUCUAAAGUUUCUCCGCUUGAACCAGAACUGAAUACGAUGAUACCAGUUGCUAUUGAGCCAGAUGAAUCCCCUCAUUUUAGAGAAGAGAACUUGAUUAGAAAGCCAUCUUGUUCAAGAACCGGAGUUCAGGGAUUGAGCCAUGAUGACAUGAUGGAUGAUCUUGAUGAAAUGAUUUUUGGCAAAAAAGGCGGGGAUGCAUCUCAAUGGGGACAAGAUCCUAAGAACCAACAACAAUCAUCAAAAUAUGACUUCAUUUCCUUAUAAGUUUCUACUACUCCAGUCUCGAAUAUAUAAGCAAAGAUUCUUUUUUAAAUUCAUUGAAUUACUAAUUCAAUGAAUUUGAAAAAGAAAUAUUUGCGUAUAUUCAAGACCGGAGGGAGAACUUCAAUCCAUACCUGAAUACAUGCAUGAUAGUGUGUUUGACUCUUGGACAUUAUGGCUUCCUACACUAAGAUUCCAUGUUUCAUUUUUAGUCAUUUUUGUUUUAUUUUGGCACACUUUAUGUUGGAAUACAUGAUACUAGUACUA
Molecule: messenger RNA, 2462 nt
Organism: Trifolium pratense (red clover)
Lineage: Eukaryota; Viridiplantae; Streptophyta; Magnoliopsida; Fabales; Fabaceae
Product: TOM1-like protein 1
Exons: 3
Coding region: 972-2198 (408 amino acids)
Biological process (GO): protein transport to vacuole involved in ubiquitin-dependent protein catabolic process via the multivesicular body sorting pathway
Molecular function (GO): ubiquitin binding; phosphatidylinositol binding
Source: RefSeq, a predicted model, not a curated record